Pomacea canaliculata is the source of this 627-nucleotide messenger RNA. RefSeq names its product NPC intracellular cholesterol transporter 2-like. The transcript is spliced from 4 exons. Gene Ontology annotation, molecular function: sterol binding. The coding region runs from base 124 to 597 and encodes 157 amino acids. Gene Ontology annotation, biological process: sterol transport. The record is from RefSeq and is a predicted model, not a curated record. NCBI's taxonomy places the organism in Eukaryota, Metazoa, Mollusca, Gastropoda, Architaenioglossa, Ampullariidae.
GCGACAUCGUUUUUUCGCAGACCGCAUCUCAUUCGAGCUUACAGUGCAUGUGAUUCUUAUUUCCUCCACCCUGCAGCUGUUUCCAAAACACAUCAGUCUUCUCACCAAAACCUGAACGGCAUCAUGCCUCGCAGCACCCUCUUAACUUUGGAGUGGGCAGUCAUAGCUGUUGCGUCCACUCUAUUACUUCACACCCUGUCCGAACCAGUGACGGUCAAAGAUUGUUCAGGUCGAGGCGAGACUCCAGUGGUGGACAUCUCUCCGUGUCCGUCAGAGCCCUGCGUCUUCCCGCGAGGCAUAACUGCCAACGUCAGCGUUGUAUUCACAGCACCGGCAGAUUCAUCGACAUUAACGUCACACAUCUACGGGUACGUAGCAGGGAUAAAGGUACCUUGGUCGAUGCCCAAUCCAGACGGGUGUAAGGACAGCGGCCUCACCUGUCCAAUCAAAGGUGGCUUCAAGUACACGUACCUGAGCACGCUCUCCGCGCCACGCGACGCACCCCAGGUUGCUAUUGUUGUGGAGUGGGAUCUUAUAGGCUCAAAUGGCGAAAAGUUUUUUUGUUUUGAUUUUCCUUUGGAAAUUGUUGGCAACUAAUUACAAGAACAAUGACAAUAAAAUACAUCA